AUGGUGCACUUGCAUAACCCCUUUGCGGGGCAUGUGCACAAUAUGAAUGGCCCAGAAGCAGAAGAGUCACUGGCACAGAACCUUGAGGCGCAAGGCGCCAAUGUACAGACAUUCAGCGAAGAUGCGAGUCCCGAGGACAAGGCACGCCAGGCGGCGCAGGCAUUCGACGAAAUCAAGCCAAGAGGCGAGCUGGCUGAGGCUGUAGAAGAACGCAAGAAAGAAAAAAAGGUCAAGGUCGUCCAGUCCAUUCCCUCGGAUCUGGGCGGUGUUCGCGUGCGCCCGAAUGUGUCACUGCGCGAUGUCGACACUGCGUCGCGUGCACGCGGUCAGCUGGGCGACGGCCAGCUUGUCCCUGGUGCGCUCCCUGCAGGCCAGCCCUCGAUGGAUAUCCCCGACUGGUUCACUGUAGGCUGGAUCGAUGCGUCGCGCACGCUGUUGGGCCUUACACCCGACCAGCUAGAGCUCACAGAGCAGCGCAUGCGCGACACAGACUUGGUCAGUUCCUUCUUGACAGAUGCAUACUAUGGCUAUGUGUGGUUUGAUGGCGCUGCUAUUGUAUCUUCGGUGUUGGCUACCUAUUAUGCUACGCGCUUUGGCGGCGGUCUUGCCUAUGUUUGCAUUGUUUUGGCCAUCUGCGGCACGUACUACUGCACGAGCCAUCGAAGGACACGGCAGCGCAUUCGCGACGAUGUAGCGCGCGAGCUUUCACGGCAGCGCAUGGUGUCUGAAAACGAGACUGCGCGCUGGAUCAACCAUUUUUUGUCGCGUUUCUGGCUUAUUUACGAGCCUGUGCUUGCCGCGACGAUUAUCCAGUCCGUCGACGCGGUGCUUAAAGACCAGUGCCCUCCCUUUUUGGACUCGCUGCGUCUCACGACAUUUACCCUGGGCACCAAAGCGCCGUCGAUUGACUAUGUGCGUACACUUUCAGACACGGACGACGACGUGAUUGUAAUGGACUGGAAAAUUAGCUUCACGCCCAACGACGUCCAGGAUCUGACGGUCCGCCAAGCGGCCAAAAAGAUCAACCCAAAAAUUGUGCUUACUGUGCGUCUUGGCAAAGGCAUUGUUGGUGCUGGCCUGCCGAUUUUGCUGGAAAACAUGAGCUUUGUCGGCUCUUUGCGCAUCCGCCUGAAGUUAAUCAGCAACUUUCCCCACGUCCAAGUCGUCGAUAUGUCGUUUAUGGAGCCGCCCAGCUUUGACUACGAGCUUAAACCCAUCGGCGGCAGCACUCUCGGCCUGGACGUUGCUGCCCUGCCAGGUCUCUCCGGCUUUAUCCAAAACCAGGUGCACGCAAACCUCGGUCCGAUGAUGUACAAUCCCAACCAGUUUUCCCUGAAUCUCGAGGAGCUCAUGUCGGGCACGCCGCUCGACGCAGCGGUUGGUGUGUUGCAGGUCACGGUGUGGAGCGCGCGCGAUUUGGUCGGCGUGAAGUUUGCUGGCGGCGUUCCUGAUCCGUACGUCGCCUUGUCCCUGGACGACGGACCUGAGAUUGACAAGACGAGUGUAAAACAAUCGACGCCGCAUCCCACGUUUAAAGAGACCAAGUACAUUAUAUUGCGCAAGCUGGAAGGCCUGCUUGUUUUGACCACCUUUGACUAUAACGACAGGCGUCCAGAUACGCGACUCGGCGUGACCAAAGUCAACUUGCAAAUGCUCGAGGAAAAACCAGACUCUGGACAGCUCAACAAGGCGGUUAUGUACAAUGGCGCUGCUCACGGCUCCGUCCAAUUUUCCCUGCACUACUUCCCCGUGCUCAAACCCCAGACCGCAACCGAUGGAUCGCCCAAGCCGCUGCCCGAAACUAACGCGGGCAUUGUGCGUUUGACGCUGCACCAAGCGCGCGAUUUGGUCAGCAAGUCUGUCAUUCCCGGCGAGAUGGAGCCGCGCGCAAAGCUGCUUCUCAACGACAAGGUAAUCAAGGAGACGCCCGUGAUCAAAAGCACGCGCGAUCCCAUCUUUGAGAACGUCACCGAGUUUCUGGUCACCGACCGCGCUUCGAGCGUGCUUUCGGUGCAUAUUAUCGACGACCGCGAACUUGCCGGGAAGCCUGUCGUCGCGUCGAUCAGUGCGCGCAUUGAAGACCUCAUCUCUGCAAAGCUGCGCCAGCAGGACUGGUUCCCUGUGCCCGACACAAAACGCACAUGCAUUCGCCUUUCGAGCCAGUGGAAGCCAGUUGUUAUGGCCGGCAGUAUCAACGGCAGUAACAGCUACAGGCCACCCAUCGGCGCGCUCAAAGUGUGGAUCCGCGGCGCGCACGACGUGAAGAAUGUCGAGGCGCUCAGUGGCGGAAAAUCUGAUCCAUACGCCUUGCUCCGCGUGAAUAAUCUGCCCGUGAGCGGCACGGCGGUGAUCAUGAAUAAUCUUUCGCCUCUUUGGAACCAGGUGCUCUACGCGCCGGUUCAUUCCAGCGCCGAAAUUGUUCGACUCGAGGUGCUCGACUAUCAGAACAGCACUGCGGACCGCACCCUGGGCUAUUGCGACCUGGCCGUGUCGCAGUUUUGCGUGGAUGAUCUUACGGACCCAGUAUAUCGGUUCCACAGCAAUGGGCGCCACACGCGCAACGAGCCGCUGAAGCAGACCAACGGCACUGUAAAAGGCAUGGUGGACUUUGACGUGGAGUUCAAGCCUGCCAUGAAUGUUGCUGGCGCCAACUUUAUCGAGCAGAACAAGCGCAUGGUGCAGCAGGCAAAGAAGGCGGCGCAGAACGAGCCGGACGCACGAUCUGUCGGUGCUCUCGAAACGCCCGAUGCACAGCCUACACCCGACGUUGCGCCCGACGGCCACGUCGAGGCCGCGGCUGACGACAUGGAUCAAGUUGUGGCGGGCCAUGCCGUCGAGCACGAAGAGGAAGAGGACGGCGACGAGGCGCUGCAUCUUUCGCCCGAAGAACUGAAACAGUAUCAGUCUGGUGUCCUGGCCUUUAACCUCAUUUCCGGCACGAUUUCCAAGCAGCGCGCGCAGCUUGAAGUGGUGUUUGACGAUGCGUAUUGGCCAUCGUACAUCACGGAGCGCCGCAAGCAGACGUACAACUGGGACGAGGUUGGCGAGGUGGUUAUCCGAGAGCUCGAUGUAUCGCACGUAUGGUUCCGUCUGCGCACAGGCUCUUCGGACGACGACGUAUUUGCGGAGUACAUGUGCAGCACUAGAGAGCUGAUGGAGAAGGCGAUGGUCGAGCCGACAGAGCUCACACUCUUACCUUUGAACGGCGCAGCGCUUGACUUCAACUUAGGUAACCCUGUCGAAGACCUCGGCCGCCUGCAGAACCAGUCGACCGAGCGCCUGAAAUCUGUCGGCGGCUUGCCCAGCAAGCUGCGCACCGACGGCACGAAGGCAUUUACCGACGGCGCCAAGGCGCUGGGAAGCGGCGCAACGCAGCUCAGCGACAAUGCCCUUUCGCUCGCAAACCAGACCUUGCAUUACACGCAUCCCCUGCUCAACAAGAUUAAGGUAAGCUGCCGCUACAUUCCUAUGGACGUCCAUUUGGAGCCAGUCGAGAGCAUUGUGAACCAAGGCGCGCUUUCGAUCGAGCUGAUCAGGGCAGACCAUUUGCGCUCUGCGGACCGUGGCGGAAAGUCGGACCCCUACGUCCUGUUUGAAGACAAUGGCGUGGUCCUGGCCAAGUCCAAGACAGUGAAGAGAUCGCUGCACCCCGUGUUUAACGAGACGCUGCCUGAAGUCAAUAUCAAAUCGCGACUCACGCACGACUAUACGUUUAAUGUCCGCGAUUGGGAUCAGGUCGGCUCCUCCGAUCCGCUCGGCAUCGCGCACAUCAACCUGGCCGAGCUCGAGCCGUUCGUCGCGCAUGAACAGACAUAUCCGCUCGUCGGAAAAGGCUCCACAGAGAAGAGCACCAUCUCUGUCCGCCUCUCCUUCCGUCCGCAGUACGUCAACAACCGCACGCGAAAAAACACAGCGAUCCGCCGCAACAUUACGUCGGGCCUUAUCGGCGGAAUUGGCGGGAUCGGCAAAGGCGUCGCGCACGGCGGAAAAAGCGUCGGGCACGGCUUCUUUAGCGUGCUCACUGGCGGCAAGCAUCACAGCCACGAGAAUGAGCCGCAGGUGAUGGAAGCGCCGCAGCAAGACGGCUACGUACAAGGCUCCACCGAGCAGAAGGCCCCAGGCGCCCAGUCUUUUGUCUUGAACGACGAGGCAACAUCCAUGCGCGACUCUGCCUCCAUGUACCAGGGACGCUCCGAGGACGGCGAACCGCGUGUUCGCCAGCGCCGCUCCCGACUGCAAAAUCCGUUCAAGCGCGCCAAGGAGCCUGCGCAAGGGCCUGCGCUCCCUCCACAUCGUUCGUAG
This is a messenger RNA of Malassezia vespertilionis, 4302 nucleotides long. RefSeq lists its product as uncharacterized. Lineage: Eukaryota; Fungi; Basidiomycota; Malasseziomycetes; Malasseziales; Malasseziaceae. Gene Ontology annotation, molecular function: lipid binding. The record is from RefSeq and is a predicted model, not a curated record. Bases 1 to 4302 code for a protein of 1433 amino acids. The transcript has a single exon.